CGAAAAUAAUAGCCUUCGUUAGAAGAAAAAUAUCAUGGCACAAGCUCAACAGAAGAGGUCAGAACUGGACGCCAAGGCCAAGCAUGGCGAAACCGUCGUCCCCGGUGGCACAGGAGGCAAAAGCCUUGAAGCUCAACAACACCUUGCUGAAGGAAGGAGCAAGGGUGGUCAGACUCGAAAAGAUCAGCUGGGGACCGAGGGGUACCAGGAGCUGGGCAGCAAGGGUGGUCAGACUCGAAAAGAGCAGCUGGGAACCGAGGGGUACCAGGAGCUUGGCAGCAAGGGUGGGCAGGCUCGAAAGGAGCAACUGGGAACAGAGGGUUACAAGGAGAUGGGCAGCAAAGGCGGGGAGGCGCGUAAGGAAGAGAUGGGAAGUGAAGGGUAUAAGGAGAUGGGGCGUAAAGGUGGUCUGAGCACCACUGAGAAGUCGGGUCAAGAGCGUGUUGAGGAAGAAGGUAUCGAGAUCGACGAGUCCAAGUAUCGAACCAAGACCUGAUGGGUUGAUUGAUCUCGAGUAGUAGCAAGUGGUUUAUGAUCAGUUGUAACGUAAAUAUAUAUGUUUCAGUUUCAAGUCUUAAGGUUGGAUAUGAAGUAGUGGUAUCGUGUUUUGAAUGUUGGUUAGUCGGUCUGUUGCCGGGUGUAGCUUUUUGUGGGGGCAAUAGGCUGUAUGUACAUUUUGCGUAUGAAUAUAUAUGUUCUAUAUAAUCAUAUGGCUUUUUAUUU
This is a messenger RNA of Helianthus annuus (common sunflower), 723 nucleotides long. Its product is annotated as em-like protein GEA1. Gene Ontology annotation, biological process: response to abscisic acid. Gene Ontology annotation, cellular component: cytosol. The record is from RefSeq and is a predicted model, not a curated record. Bases 35 to 496 code for a protein of 153 amino acids. The transcript has 2 exons. NCBI's taxonomy places the organism in Eukaryota, Viridiplantae, Streptophyta, Magnoliopsida, Asterales, Asteraceae.